Molecule: messenger RNA, 1711 nt
Organism: Cucurbita moschata (crookneck pumpkin)
Lineage: Eukaryota; Viridiplantae; Streptophyta; Magnoliopsida; Cucurbitales; Cucurbitaceae
Exons: 1
Coding region: 117-1376 (419 amino acids)
Biological process (GO): protein localization to plasma membrane; phosphatidylinositol phosphate biosynthetic process
Cellular component (GO): plasma membrane
Source: RefSeq, a predicted model, not a curated record
AUCCAAAAGAAGGAUUCACUUUUGUCUUUGUCUCAACGAUUGACCCAUCGGCUUCGUCGUCCCCCUGAAAGCAGGGGGCUUCCGAGGAAGAACAAGAACAACAAACCUUGCUCCCAAUGGACUUCCACCGGAAUCCUUCCGUCAACAACCGCCAUUCCCCCUCCCCCACCUCCUCUGUCUCCUCCACCACCGUCCCACACAACCCCUCCGCCACCACCGCCACUGCCGAUAACGACCCUAUGCACUCAUGGUGGGAGUCCGUUUCCAAAGCCCGCUCUCGCAUCCACGCUCUUUCCUCCAUCCUUCCCCCUCAUUGCGACUCGUUUUUUCUCUCCUCUCUCGCCGAUUCCGACCGGCCGGCCCUCUCUCUUUUGUCCUCUCACGAUGCUUACUCCGUUAUCUCCUCUGCUCUCUCCUCCUCCGUCUCUGGAUCUGGUUCUGACCCUCUCUGCCACUGGCUUUACGAUACUUUUCUCUCUUCCGAUCCCCAUCUCCGCCUUGUUGUUCUUUCCUUUCUUCCACUUCUUUCCUCUUUGUAUCUCUCUCGCGUUCAUUCUACUUCCUCCGAUUCCCCUUCUCCUCCUUCUCUCGCCGGCUUUGAGGCUGUGCUUCUCGCGCUUUAUUCCUCUGAGGUUAAGUCUCGGGCUGGGAAGCCUGUUCUUGUCGCGAUUCCUGAUCUUUCGCAGCCUUCUCUUUACCAUUCUCCUCUGAAUAAGCCCAAUUCUGUUGCCCAAGCUCAAUUCAGGCCAUCCGUUGGAGUUCUUUGCCCUUCGCUUGAACCACAGAACGCGGUGAAGUCAACCAAAAGAGCUUGUAUCAUUGGCGUCGCUCUCGAUUGCUAUUACAAGCAGAUCUCGCAGAUGCCGAGCUGGUCGAAGCUUGAACUCUGUCGCUCUGCGGCGUCGUGGGCUGGGCAAGAUUGUUGCUGCAAGAGAGAAUUUGAUAAAGAAGAUGGUUUGGAUAUUGAUGGGUUUUCGGAGAAAAGGGCUUUGGAGUAUGGGGAUGAAAUAGAGGAUGUUUCAGUAAAAAUGGGUAACCUACAAGUUGAGACGUGUGGGAACAAUUCCGAUGAUUCAGAACCUAAGGGGUUCAGAAUUCCGCUUCCAUGGGAGCUUUUGCAGCCAUUACUUAGAAUUUUAGGACAUUGUUUAUUGGCUCCUUUGAAUUCACAAGAUGUUAAGGAUGCAGCUUCCGUUGCUGUAAGGUGUUUAUAUGCAAGGGCAUCUCAUGAUUUAGUACCGCAGGUGAUAUUGGCAACUCGGAGUCUUAUUCAGCUUGACAACAGAACUCGAGCGGCUGCAAAGGCUGCAACAGCAACAAAUGCUUACACACCCAGCAAAGAUAAGAAAUCAGAAAUCUUAUUGGUCUCAAAAUAAACGAUCUGAAUGAGGUAACAGAUGUUGUAUAGUGAUUCUGAAGCGGUUGAACUUUACUUUGUUUAGGAUAAUACUGUAUGGAUGUCUGUAGUCUUUAUAUGAUGGUUAGAUUUCUCACCAAGUUACAAGCCUUUUGAGUUGUACUUUUAUAGGAUUUUAUUCUUGUGUUCCUUGGCUGAGUAGACCUCUUUGGUUAGAAUUUCAUGUGCUUGCCUAUACAUGGAGGGUAAUUUUUCCUUUUUCUUUUUCCAUUUUUAAUUUUAGCUGGUGUGUAUGGUCAAGGGUAUGAAUAACUUAAGUUUUAUACAUUGUCGUGUGAUUCAUUUUGAUAGUGA